Molecule: messenger RNA, 1804 nt
Organism: Echinops telfairi (small Madagascar hedgehog)
Lineage: Eukaryota; Metazoa; Chordata; Mammalia; Afrosoricida; Tenrecidae
Gene: CREG2
Product: cellular repressor of E1A stimulated genes 2
Exons: 6
Coding region: 1-660 (219 amino acids)
Source: RefSeq, a predicted model, not a curated record
AUGUUGGAAGAAGAGAGCGAGAGGGCACUGCCUUGGAAGUUUGGUCUGCACGUCCGCAGCUUUCGCAGCCUGAGCCUGCGCGGACCUGCAGGAAACCACCGCAUCCCGGGACCUGGCACCACGACGCACCCUCGGCCCACCGUGGCCGCGGCAGGUGCCGUGGGGGCUUUAAGGGUAUCCCCGCGGCUCCUACUCAGGACCCCACCCAAGAGCCCCGUGGGCAGCCUGAUGUGGGGACUGCCCUUUGGGAACUGCCUGCCCGUCAGCGAUGGCCCCGUCAACAACAGCACUGGGAGUCCUUUCUUCUACCUGACUCCCAAGGACCCCACUGUGGCCGACCUCAAGAAGAACCCCAUGGCCUCGCUGAUGCUGCCAGAAGCAGAAGGAGAGUUCUGCAGAAAAAACAUCGUUGACCCAGAAGAUCCUCGAUGUGCCCGACUGACGCUCACUGGCCAGAUGAUCACAGUGUCUCCAGAAGAAGUAGAAUUUGCCAAGCAAGCCAUGUUCUCCAGGCACCCAGUCAUGAGGAAGUGGCCGCGCCAGUACGAAUGGCUCUUCAUGAAGAUGCGGGUAGAGCAUGUCUGGCUUCAGACAUGGUAUGGGGGAGCAGCCGAGAUCUCAAGAGAGGAAUAUUUCAAAGCAGUUCCAAGAAAGGCCUGAUGGAGUGAGGAGGGGGAAAAAACCCUGUGUUUGCUUUACCACGAAAACGUUUUCAGUGAUGUUGCCAGACGGCUAUUGCCCAAGGUCUCUUUGUUGAAUGGCAUAGCCGCCCUGUUAUCCUUCCUGCAGAAGGAAUGAGGGUGAACAGGGCACCCUAGGCUAGACCUGAGAGUAAAGCCGCCAUUUGCAAACCCUCCGUUCACACGGGAUCUUCGCCUGUCUAGCCUUUGUUUGUGUUGUAUCCAAUCCAGACUCAUCGUUGAGGCUCAUCGUGGGUUGUCAAAAUGAUAUGUGUAAACAGUGUGCUGUUCCAUUCUUUAGGAAACACCAAUGACUCCGGUAAGUACAUGAGGACUUUGUCUCGUGAGACACAGUCACCAGAGUGAAGCUCGUUGCCACCACUAAAGGUCUCUCUGUGGGUUUGCUCAUUGGGUUGCUGGAUCGCAAGUGCAUCGCUAAGGUGCAUUUGCUGGAAUGUAUAGCUCGCUUGUGACAAGCAGCGCAACAACACACAGAGUGCAGUGCCCAGCAGGCCAUGGCAGAGCACUAAAGAGGACUGGGCGACUUUGUUGCCAGGCUCCCCACAUCCAGGGCACUCCCACCUCUAACCAGGGCUUCCCCUUGCAGGCAGGCGGUUGGUCAGUGGCAUGUAGAUGAGACUUCCGGAAGAAGAGAGAGGGUAUGUUGAGCUUGGAAGCAAAGGCACCAUGUGAGCCAAGGAAGGAAAGAAGUCAGGCAGAAUCGCCAGCCCAAGCCCUGGCCAGGUCCUUGGCACGAGUCAUCUCAUUUUAGCCUGACAACCAAUGAGAUAGCAUGCCAUCAUCGCCACUUACAGACUAGGAGACAGAAGCGCAGAGGGAUUGGGCCAAAUCCCCCAGUUCAGACUCUGGAACUCGCCCUCAGAACCAGGCCGAAAGGUAGUCUUUUAACUGGGGAGAUCAGUAAAGCGAGUGUAAGAAAGAAUGAUUUACCUGUUUGGAGAUGUUUUGCCGCUGCUCUUGACCCACCCCAAAAAAGUUUCAAGUUUGAGUCUUACCACAGACAGUAUUUUCCACAAAGUAAGUGCAGGCGUUCUGCUGGUGUUUGCCAGAGACCAGGCUAUAGUUGUGCACACACUUAAGGCCUAUAUGACCCAGUGUGUACA